GUGUUAAUAAAUACUAUUUAUUACUAGCAUUUACUUCUUUAUAUCGUUUCCAAAUUUUUUAGAGCUCAUUUCAGUUCUGACUUCUGAGUUCACAAACACAAAAAAAGUUUACUUUUUUUGAGGACCCUUUGGAGAGUCACUCCAGAAAAUUUUCGAUCGGUAGUGUAUUGUUAUUCAUUCUAAAGGACUUUGUUCUUCUGGGGCAGAGAGUUUAAUCCUCUUCAUUGGUUUCCACGAUUGAUUGUUUUAAAAUGAGGGGUUCUGUUUUACUUUUGAAGCUCUGAGAAGUGAGAAUACUAAGUUUACGUGUGCUUGGAAAAGCGAUUGCUUGCUGGGUUUCAGCUUGUGCUUGUACUUUUGUGAUUGUAGAGUUGGAGGAUUUUGACUGAUAUGGGAACUCCCUUUCGCAGUGGAAUUCUGAGAAAACCGAAUGAGACAAUGAGGCUUAUUGUAACAACUUUUGUUGGAGUUGUAUUUGGCUUCUUUUUGGGAGUGUCAUUUCCAACACUCACAUUAACCAAGAUGAAUCUUCCAACCAGUCUUUUUCCUUCAAUCGAUCUCACGUAUAUUGAGGACAAGUACGCAGGCCUUUCAAGCCAAGCAUUGUUGAAUGCUUUGUCUUCUCUGAAGGGUAAUAGAGACGCAUCCACUUAUUUUUACAGAUAUAAUGAUACAGAGAUUUGGGUUCCGACAAAUCCUAGAGGGGCUGAAAGACUACCCCCUAAUAUCAUUGCAGCCGAGUCAGAUUUUUUUCUCCGUCGGUUAUGGGGUCAACCUAGUGAGGAUUUAACCAUCAAGCCAAAGUAUCUUGUGACCUUCACUGUUGGUUAUGAUCAGAUGAAAAAUAUUGAUGCAGCAGUUAAAAAGUUCUCAGAAAACUUCACCAUUGUCUUGUUUCACUAUGAUGAUCGGACAAGUGAAUGGGAUGAAUUUGAAUGGUCAAGGCGAGCUAUCCAUGUGAGUGCUCGGAAGCAAACUAAAUGGUGGUACGCCAAACGUUUUCUGCAUCCUGACAUUGUUGCUCCCUACGACUACAUCUUUAUUUGGGAUGAGGAUCUUGGUGUAGAGCAUUUUGAUGCAGAAGAAUAUAUAAAACUGGUGAGGAAGCAUGGUUUGGAGAUUUCACAGCCUGGUUUAGAACCGAAUAAUGGAUUAACGUGGCAGAUGACAAAGAGAAGAGGUGAUAGUGAAGUGCACAAGGUCACAGAGGAGAGACCUGGUUGGUGUAACAAUCCACAUGUGCCACCAUGUGCAGCGUUUGUUGAGAUCAUGGCCCCUGUAUUUUCUCGGGAUUCAUGGCGUUGUGUUUGGCAUAUGAUUCAGAAUGAUCUCGUUCACGGAUGGGGCCUUGAUUUUGCUCUUAGAAAAUGUGUAGAGCCUGCUCAUGAGAAGAUAGGAGUUGUAGAUUCUCAAUGGAUUGUUCAUCAAAGUGUUCCUUCACUUGGGAGCCAGGGACAAGCAGAGCUUGGGAGGGCACCUUGGGAAGGGGUAAGGGAGAGGUGUGGAAAAGAAUGGAUAAUGUUCCAAGAUCGAAUAGUUAAUGCAGAAAAAGCAUAUUUUGAGGCAAUGGGAAAUGAUCCCCCGAAUUCAACAGCUCAUUAGGGGAGACAAUUUUGGAAUCAGGAACCCCUGUAAAUUUACCCGUUCAUUGAACUCAACAGACAAAGAAAUUACUUACAUCCAGUGUAUUUUUAUCCAUUAUAUUGUUAUCUUUUUGGACACCAUCUAAACUUUACCCUUCUUUUA
Quercus robur (English oak) is the source of this 1746-nucleotide messenger RNA. RefSeq lists its product as uncharacterized. The transcript has 15 exons. Lineage: Eukaryota; Viridiplantae; Streptophyta; Magnoliopsida; Fagales; Fagaceae. The record is from RefSeq and is a predicted model, not a curated record. The coding region runs from base 391 to 1602 and encodes 403 amino acids.